GUUUGAAUCAGGGACUGCUAUGGCCAUGCGUUUCAGUUGCUUGGUGUUCUUGCUGCUCUGGUGGGAUGCUUCUACUGAAGAUGUGAUUCCCUGGUGCCUUCGUUCUGGUUCAUCCUGCCAUGGCAACAAGUGGACCAUGAAAAAUGUGGAGAACGUUUCUCACUACCUCCCGAAUGCUUCUCUUCUUGCACACCCAUUGCGGCUGGCAGACUGGGAUAUGGAUGGUGAUUUAGAUGUUGUGGUGUUGAUGGAAGAUGGCCUGUGGCUGUACAAGAUGAUAGAAAUUGGACAAAGUUUCUCUGGUCCAUUUGAGUUAAACAGCUCAACAUUAAAUGUGAAUGAAAACAGCUACUUAGAAGUGGCUGACUUCAAUGGAGACGGUUACCCAGAUGUCCUUAUAGCAGAGCAGCUUCCGAGCCCCCCUGACCGACAAGAUUGGUGCAAGGAAGAGGGGAAGAUCCGAUAUUUUGAGCAAUGGCCAAGCAGCCUAGGGAUGGAGCUGAACGAAAGAACAGGAUCUGAAAAUCCAUUCAAUCACAUUAAGAUCCCAUGUUCAGACCAAUACACUAAUCUUCAGCUUGUGGAUUGGAAUGCAGAUGGAGCCCUUGAUUUGUUUGUUUACAGCCCUCACACAAUGGCUGCAUUCCUUCCUUCCGGCGCUCCCAGCAGCAUCAAAGUGCUAUAUUUUGAAAGUCAAGACGGGGACUUGGUGGAGGCAACGAACAGGUACUUCAAGGAUUUGGAUUUCAGCAUUGCCAAAGAGGGUUAUGUGAAGGAAGUUCGACUGGCUGAUUGGGAUGGAGAUGGGGACCAGGAUAUGCUUCUUUUAUGCAAACAAUGCAAGCACUCUUCAUGUAAAAUUAUUCUAAGUUACAUCGAGCAACUUGCGGAUGGCAGCUUAGUGCUCAUGCCAGAUGGUUGGCAACAUAUUUCUUUACAGCAUGAUGCUCGGCUCUUGCAGAUGGUUGACUGGAACAGGGACAACAUCUCUGAUUUGGUGGUUUCAGAUCGAAUCUUUCAAAGGAACCCAUCAGCAGCAGCAAGCUUCACUCGCCGUAAAGGUGCUCAGAACCCUUUUGGAGGCCUUGCUUUUUCAUCUGGCGAACCACACCUGGUUGAUUGGGACGGUGAUGGUGACCUCGAUUUGCUGGUGGUUGAAAGAUACAAUGUGACCCAUCCGAAGAUUCGCAUUUUUGAACUUCUCGACACUGGGGAGCUUGUGGAAAUGACCAUCAAAUAUGACCAUAUACCCCUGGUGACGUCCUAUGGUCCGAGUGGCCUACAAUUCUUCGAUUGGAACAACGAUGGCGAUGUAGACUUGGCAGUCUUAACUCCAAAUGGUGUUCUCGAUUUCUUUGACAACCACAACGGGGUUCUGAGUGAGCGGCCACAUCUUUCCAUGCGAAUCUCAGGAGUUCCGGACACUGCCAUGCUCUCAAUAUCAACCAUUUUCCACAUGGGGGAUUGGGAUGGUGAUGGCGAUUUCGAUGUGAUACUAGGCCCUGUGACGAGUCGCUUCCAUGCUUAUUCAGAAACUGAUUCAUAUACAACGGGAUAUUACCUGGAACAGGUGAACGGGACUCUGAUCUAUCGGCCAGACCAUCCUCUGGUUACAGCUUUUGCAUCUGUUGGGAAGGAGCGGGACUUAUCCUGGAAGAUUUUGGAUUGUGACGGUGAUGGAAACCUUGACAUCAUCAGAUUCCAAAUGCGACCAACUUUCCCCCUUCGUUUCGUUCCGACUGAUAUUGAUAUUCCGGAGUCUGAUUCGCUGGAGGUGAAUUUUCUUACAGGUCCAUUUGUCGGAUCAUGUUCCCAGCAGAAAGGGAAACUCAAGUGCGACAACUCCUGUUUUAAAGGUCCUGCUGCAUAUACUCGUUUGGAAGUUGGAGAGCAUGGCCAUCUUACAGCGGGUGAUUGGGAUGGAGAUGGUGAUUUGGACAUCCUUGGAAUCGCAGCUGGUCACAACAGCCCAUUGAUCUUUUUUGAUCAAAACUAUUGUUUGCCUCCCACACCUUGCAGCGGAAUAGGAAGAUGCAUGGCAUCCGGGAGGUGUGCUUGUGGCAAAGAACGGGACUUGGAAGAUUGUUCAGGUUGCAGUGCCUCGCACUACACAGUUUCAAAGACACCAGGCCUCAGCCUGGUCCAUCGUUGUGCCCCUUGUCCCAUGAACAACAACCAAGUAUGUGCUGGUAGAGGGGUGUGCGUUGAUGACAUCUAUGCCAGGGCUGUUGGUAAUUCCUGGGACCUUGGGAACGGAUCCUGCGUUUGCGCUGCAGCAUCUUUCCAUGGGACUGACCAGUUUUUUAGACAAACUUGUGCUGAAGGCACUUGCCCGGGUGGUUUUCAGGAGGUACACAUGCCAGCUGAGCGUUUGAAACACCCUAAGAUCAAGACUUGCUUGGCAUGUCAGGUUUGCAAUCCUGGGACGUCUGCUCCUGCUGGUGGGCGGUGUGAAAGCUGUCAUCCGGGCAACUUUUCGACCGAGGGGAGUGAUUUUUGCCGUCCAUGUCCUGCAGGCACAGAGUCACAAACUGUGGGUGCCAUUGAGUGCAAUUCGUGUCCAGCUGGUACUUUUGCACCGCUCGGAAGUGCAGUGUGUCAGAUCUGCCCGGAAGGUGCCAUCUCAGGCAGUGGCAGUGCAACAUGUGAACCUUGCAAUUCUCAGAGUAUUUUCUGGGUACAUACCGACAGUGAGAAUUUGAGUUGCAUCCGACCUUCCGAACAAUAUUUGAUACUGCUACUUUUCUUUGCAUCUUCAUCGGUUUGCUGCUUCUUUGUGGCCACGGCUUUAGCAUAUCGAAUUGCCGUUUCCGACAUUUCUACACAGAACGACGGUGCAGUGGUAACAACCCAUGGGGCUCACCGGGUGUUGCAAGCUUCUAGUGUCACAUUGGUCCAGGCCAAAGCCACCCAUGUUCCUGAUUUGUCGACUCCUUGCUCUGCUGAGUUCAUCAGUGAUGAACGCCUCAAGCUCUACAGAGAUUUGGAAGUCGGUGAUGCCAUCAAAUCUGCUGAGUCGUCUGUGGGUUGGUUGGUCCUUGGUGUGGGCACAGCAUUGCGGCAAACUGGCUACCUCCAGGUGCCGCUCAUGAUCUGGAUUACCGCUUCCCUCGUGUCAGCCAUCCUUUCUGCAGCUACUGGUUUGUUGACUUCCGCAACGAUCGGACUGGCGCUAUUCUUUGCGGUUGUCUCUGUGGCAACCCAGCAGCUAUGGCAUCAGUAUGUUGGCGCGCAAACGCCCAUUUCCAAAAGCCGGCUGGUGUUUCUGAAGAAGAUCCAAACCGCCGAAAAGUUAGUGGACCGUGGAGCAGCACGUGGCGUUGGCUACCCUGAGCUUCUUUCAUUUUACGAGUUCUUUCAAAGUUUUAUCAAGCACCGCUCCAUGUACUACGUCUCAUCGAACCUGGUGGUGCCCCUGACGGAGAAAAACAAAGUCUCCUUUUCCGAGUUAGUUGGGCCAAAGCUUUUGACCUGGUUUGUAAGCCAUUUCUGGGGAAUGGCCGUGCCACACUUCAUGGAGUCCAUUCAACACCAUGCAAUGCAAGUUGCAGAUCAAGAUCGGUUGUCCUAUUGGGUGUGCACUUUCAGCAUUCGCCAACAUGGCGAAAGCGUGGUGCAAGAAGAAGUGGGGCAUGGAGUUAUUGAACAAAGCUCAUUCUAUUAUGCUAUGUGGGAUGCAAAUUGUUGCGGAACAGCAUUGGUCUUAGAUUCCAAAGUGCGAACCUUGCGAAGAAUUUGGUGUUUGUUUGAAGUCUUCCAAACAUUCCGCCACGAAAAGGAACAAAGUGAGUGUGCAAAAACUGCAGAGAGUGCUCUCUGCAAACCUUUUGAAGGCCUUUUGCUUUGCACUUCCACCGGUGUCCUUUCAAAGGGCGCUGGUGGGACAGAUGUGUGCAUGGCCAUAGCUAAGAAGCUAGCGAGCAUAGACUUGCAAGCAGCUGAAUCUAGUAAAGACCAAGACAAGACUUUGAUUUUUGAUCUCAUUGAAAGGUCUGGCGGCUUUGCUCCAAUGAAUGCCUGUGUACAGAAAUCCAUCCGCCAAGCGUUGCUCAAGGUGCACAGCCGCUUUGAGCGCGAUUUUUCAGAGCUAGUGGACACCUUAAACACAAGCGCCCCAUCUGCUUCAAGCGGUGGCGCUCGUUCUUCAAAUGGCUGUAGUCGCAUUCUUUCAAUUUAACGUGUUUUCCGGAUAAAUGUAACGAUCUCACGGAUUUGAACUUUGAAUUUGAUGAGAGGUCAUUUUUCUCAAACCAGGGCCAAAUUUUCCAGCCAUGUUGACUGUUUACAAUGAACUUCUCUGAGUAAGCUUUUUCUUUAACGUUGCGUGGCAACAGCAUGUGGAACAAACGGCUCACGAGAGCCAUAGUUGACGCCAAAAGCGCGGACGCAGGAAAGAUGUGUGAGAACCUUUUCCUUGAGCUGUGGUUGGCGCAAUGCUGUUUGGCUUAUCUGUAGCAAGAAUCUUGCUCGUAACAUUAAGGCUUGC
Cladocopium goreaui is the source of this 4486-nucleotide messenger RNA. NCBI's taxonomy places the organism in Eukaryota, Dinophyceae, Suessiales, Symbiodiniaceae. The record is from the annotation of a GenBank genome assembly.